GUGCCCUGCUUUUGAGAGCCCAGUUCCUACGCUCUGCUCGCUACCAUCGCUAUCUCCUUUCUUCCUGACUACCUUUUCUCUCCUCUUUCCCUUCGCGCAUGGUCUUCCUCCCUCUUUUCCACGGACAUUCUCUGCUCUCGCUGCCUCGGAAUCGCCGCUUCCCUUUCUCUCUUUCUUUAUCGCCCCCCAUCCAUUCCAUCCUCCUCUGGACCAUAUCGCCAAUUAAAGCCCACGUCCAUGUGUUGAGUUGGCCGACGGAUGUGAUGGGCUCUGCUUUUUUAUAAUCACAGCUACCAGGUUGAAGAGAUUAUAAAAUUCGAGCACGCACGCAUGCCCUUUAACUUAAAAAAAAAACAGAAGCCUCUUUUCCUUCCUUGAUCCCUCACAUCUCUUCAACAGUGAAUGAGUAGAAGCAGCAACAGCGGCAGCUCCUUCUGGUCGCAGAGGCAGAUAUAUCAGAGGAUUGACGAAUAAAUAGAUGCGGGUUCGCUCCGGGGCGCAAUGCUAGAUGCUGUAGAGAGAGAAAGGCCUUUCUUCCUCCAUUCGCCGUCGCUGUUCGCCGCAGUCGCCACCAUGCCCACUCGUCAGGUGUCUAGCCAACUGAAGGCCGAGAAGCACAUCCUCUCCAAGAAGCCCGUUCAGAGCAGCAUGAAGCAACACAAGGCUGACGUCGUCCCGCCAAAGGAGCCCAAGAGCGCCUAUCGCCGACGAAGGAGAGGGAGAGGGAAGCCGACGGACCCCCGGCAAGCAAAGCUCGAUCAGGAAGCUGCAAAUGAGAGCGUUUCUCCUCCUGUUUCGAGCAAAGGUAUCGCAUUUUGCCGACGUCCGGGGUUUGGGCAGGAGGGCACCCGGUGCAUUGUCAAGGCCAACCAUUUCCUCACUGAGUUGCCCGAUAAGGACUUGACUCAGUACGAUGUGAUAAUCACGCCGGAAGUGAGCUCGCGGAGCACAAAUAGGGCUAUCAUUGCAGAAAUGGUACGGUUGUAUAGGGAGACUGAGUUGGGCAUGAGACUUCCUGCUUAUGAUGGAAGGAAAAGUCUUUACACAGCUGGGAGUUUGCCUUUCCACUCCAAGGAGUUCGCAGUAAAUCUUGUGGAGGAUGACGAGGGAACGGGAUUGUCUAGAGUGAAGGAGUAUAGAGUUAGCAUCAAGUUUGCUGCUCGAGCUGACCUUCACCAUUUGAGACAAUUCAUCGCUGGGCGGCAGACUGAUGCUCCUAGAGAAGCCCUUCAAGUUCUCGAUAUUGUUUUAAGGGAAUUAUCAAAUCAAAGAUACAUAUCGGUUGGAAGAUGCUUUUACUCACCAGAUAUCAGAAAGCCACAACGCCUGGGCGACGGUUUACAGUCAUGGUGUGGCUUCUACCAAAGCAUUAGACCAACACAGAUGGGACUUUCACUGAAUAUUGAUAUGUCAUCCACCGCUUUCAUCGAUCCUCUUCCUGUGAUCGAGUUUUUAGCUCAGAUCCUAGGCAAAGAUGUAUCAUCUAGGCCAUUGUCAGAUGCUGAUCGGAUAAAGAUCAAGAAAGCUCUGAGAGGGGUUAAAGUAGAGGUCACACACAGAGGAAAUGUGCGACGGAAAUAUCGAGUUUCUGGCUUGACAUCACAACCUACAAGGGAACUCAUUUUUCCAGUUGAUGAUCAGAUGACUAUGAAAUCUGUGGUUGAAUAUUUCAAAGAGAUGUAUGGGUUUACAAUUCAGUAUGCUCAUCUUCCUUGCCUUCAAGUAGGAAAUCAGAAGAAAGCAAAUUAUCUACCAAUGGAGGCUUGCAAAAUAGUAGAGGGUCAGAGAUACACAAAGAGGUUGAAUGAAAAGCAAAUUACUUCCUUGCUAAAAGUUACAUGCCAGAGACCCAGAGAACAAGAAAUGGAUAUUUUACAGACAGUUCGCCAAAAUGCUUAUGGGAAUGAUCCCUAUGCAAAGGAAUUUGGAAUAAACAUAAGUGACAAGCUAACCUCAGUGGAGGCCCGAGUACUUCCUGCUCCAUGGCUAAAGUACCAUGAAACUGGCAAAGAAAAGGAGUGUCUACCUCAAGUUGGUCAGUGGAACAUGAUGAAUAAGAAAGUGAUCAAUGGAUGUAAAGUAAGUCAUUGGGCUUGUAUUAACUUUUCUCGAAGUGUUCAAGAGAACACAGCUCAUAGUUUCUGUCAGGAGCUAGCACAAAUGUGCCAAGUCUCUGGAAUGGAAUUCAAUCGAGAACCAGUUAUCCCAAUUCACUCUGCUAGACCUGAACAAGUGGAGAAGGCCCUAAGACAUGUAUAUAAUGCAGCAACAAACAAACUAAAAGGCAAAGAACUUGAGCUUCUUGUAGCCAUCCUUCCUGAUAAUAACGGUUCUUUAUACGGUGAUCUUAAACGAAUAUGUGAAACUGAUUUGGGGUUGAUCUCACAAUGCUGCCUAACAAAGCACGUGUUCAAGAUAAGCAAACAAUAUCUUGCGAAUGUCUCACUCAAAAUUAAUGUCAAGAUGGGAGGAAGAAAUACCGUGCUCCUAGAUGCUAUAAGUUGGAGAAUUCCAUUAGUGAGUGAUAUUCCGACGAUUAUAUUUGGAGCAGAUGUAACACACCCUGAGACAGGAGAAGAUUCUAGUCCAUCGAUUGCUGCUGUUGUUGCCUCUCAAGACUGGCCCGAAGUCACAAAAUAUGCUGGCUUAGUAUGUGCUCAGGCUCAUCGACAGGAACUGAUUCAGGAUCUUUACAAGACAUGGCAUGAUCCUCAACGUGGCAUCGUUACGGGAGGCAUGAUUAGGGAACUUCUCAUAUCUUUUCGCAAGGCAACAGGGCAAAAACCAUUAAGGAUUAUUUUUUACAGGGACGGUGUUAGUGAAGGACAGUUCUAUCAAGUGUUGCUAUACGAACUAGAUGCUAUUCGCAAGGCAUGUGCAUCCUUGGAACCAAAUUACCAGCCUCCAGUGACGUUUGUGGUGGUUCAGAAACGCCAUCAUACGAGGCUAUUUACGAACAACCACAAGGACAGAAGCAGCACAGACAAGAGUGGAAACAUCCUACCAGGUACUGUGGUUGAUUCCAAGAUCUGCCAUCCUGCUGAGUUUGACUUCUACCUAUGCAGUCAUGCUGGAAUACAGGGUACUAGUCGACCAGCCCAUUACCACGUUCUAUGGGACGAGAACAAUUUCUCAGCAGAUGAAAUGCAGACUCUUACAAACAAUCUCUGCUACACGUAUGCUCGGUGCACCCGGUCUGUAUCUAUCGUGCCGCCUGCCUAUUACGCCCACCUAGCUGCUUUUCGAGCUCGGUUUUACAUGGAUCCAGAGGUAGCUGAAAGUCCACCGCAAAGUAUGCACCAGACGAACGGAUCCUCUGUGAAACCCCUACCUGCCUUGAAAGACAAGGUGAAGAGGGUAAUGUUCUACUGUUGAGAAAACAGCCAAGAAUCUAUAUAAAUCAGUGUAGGAGUGUAGAGAGGCAGCUUUCGACAGUUUUCAAGUAUUCCGGGUUCUAACUAUGCCAUGAAGCCGUGGAAGGAGUUGGGGUGUGAUGUAUAUUAAUCGACUAGCUCAGGAAUGUAACACAAGUAUCUUUCUGCUUACAACAGAAAGGUGUGAUCUUGUACCAUUCGAUAGUGUUGACAUAACUGCAAAUGCCUGUAGAAAAGAUUGCUUUCCUUGCUGCAAAGCCGAAGAAGACGAUGAGCAAACCGAAAACACAAGACAGUUGCCGUAAGGCAGGCAAUGCACAAUGAGUGAUCAAAUCCUCUGUUUCUAAAAUCCUUUGCUCUCAGUGCCCCACUCAUCACUCCAGCUUAUUGCCAGCGGCCUCUGGCCGUUGGUCCUAUCAGAAUUAUAUCUUAGGAAAGAUGAACUUAGAGAGAUUGCUGUCAGCAGCAUUGGAAUUCGGCCGGAUCUGAAUAGAUUUUCAUCUACUGUCGAUCUGAGUUUAUGUUCAGAUCCGGUCGGAUUUCGGUACUAAUCGUGCCAACGACGUUCCUUCUGGAUUCAUCUUCCUUCCAAGGUAUAAUUUUGGCUGGUCUAGUGGCCGGAGGCCGCCGGCGAUAAACUAAGGUGAUCAGUGGGACAGGAAAAAAGUGGGAUUGGAGAUCCGAAUUCUGCACCAUGAACC
Molecule: messenger RNA, 4075 nt
Organism: Zingiber officinale
Lineage: Eukaryota; Viridiplantae; Streptophyta; Magnoliopsida; Zingiberales; Zingiberaceae
Product: protein argonaute PNH1-like
Exons: 23
Coding region: 502-3375 (957 amino acids)
Biological process (GO): regulatory ncRNA-mediated post-transcriptional gene silencing
Cellular component (GO): cytoplasm
Molecular function (GO): RNA binding; protein binding
Source: RefSeq, a predicted model, not a curated record